UAACAAAAGUUAUAGCGGUGGCCAUGAAUAUUGGGGGAGUGGCCACUAUAACAAUCUCUGAUAUCCAGGAUACCAACUUUUCCCGAGGCGCUUUAUUGGCUUUGUUUAGUGCAUUUUUCUAUGCCGCCUAUUUGGUGUUUGUUAAAAGAAAAAGUGAUACAGAGGAAAAAAUUGACAUUCCCUUAUUUUUUGGUUUUGUAGGUUUAUGGAAUUUACUUUUAAUGUGGCCAAUAUUUUUCAUUUUAAAUUUUACCAAAAUAGAAAAAUUUGAAUUACCCAAUCAAAAUCAAUUUGCAAUAUUAUUUUUAAAUGGUUUAAUUGGUACCGUAGUAUCCGAAGCUCUAUGGUUAUGGGGCUGCUUUUUAACUUCCUCAUUAAUAGGCACCAUAGCCAUUUCCCUGCAAAUACCUUUAUCUAUACUAUUUGAUGUUUUACUCAAAAAGAAACCCUACUCACCGCUAUUUUAUAUAGGUUCAGUGCCCACUUUUAUGGCAUUAAUGCUUUUAGCUUUACUUAUGCGUAAUGAUGAUUCUGAUCCUCUAAUGCGUUUAUUUAAAGUUAUUUAUAGAAAAUUAUGCAAUUGUAAAAAGCCAAAUAUUGUCAGAAUAAAUGAUGAAGAGCAACAAGAAUCCCUUAUUGGCAGUAAUGACUGAUUUAGUUUAAUUUAUUUUCUCUACAAAAAAAGUAUUUAUUAUUAAGUUACUAACAAUAUACAAAACACACGAAAAUAAAUUGCCUCGAAAUUUGCUCAUUUAAUAACAGAACGAAACAAAUAAACUGGAGAAAACAUAAUUCAAAACUUUUAUAAUAAUUUGGCUGUAGUUUUUAAAAGAAUUAUAUUUUAUUUUUUUCUUU
Messenger RNA from Lucilia sericata (common green bottle fly), 855 nucleotides. Its product is annotated as solute carrier family 35 member F5-like. Gene Ontology annotation, biological process: regulation of peptide transport. The transcript has 5 exons. The record is from RefSeq and is a predicted model, not a curated record. Gene Ontology annotation, cellular component: membrane. NCBI's taxonomy places the organism in Eukaryota, Metazoa, Arthropoda, Insecta, Diptera, Calliphoridae. The coding region runs from base 24 to 653 and encodes 209 amino acids.